Pocillopora meandrina is the source of this 24177-nucleotide messenger RNA. NCBI's taxonomy places the organism in Eukaryota, Metazoa, Cnidaria, Anthozoa, Scleractinia, Pocilloporidae. The record is from the annotation of a GenBank genome assembly.
AUGGCCUCUAAGGCAAUGAAGAAGAAAGAAUCCAAAGAGAGAGUUGCCUCUGCUGCCAGAACCAUUCCAGAGUAAGGAAAUUUAUUUCUGUUUUGACUCGAUGCCCCGGCAAACUUUGCGUUGAAAAUGACAUAACCUACAAACUUGAUCCAUGCGGACAUCUUGGACAAUUCUCGACCUAGAUUGUUAAUAUGUAUUUAACAUAGAAGUCUAAGUUAUAUAGAAGUAUAACUAUGGAUAAGUUUUUCAUUACAUCAAGAGUUUAGGUAGCUUGGAGCAUUUGUAGAUAGUUGAAACAGGUUUGGUGUAAGUUAGUCAGAGACUGUAAUAUUUUCGGUCCAUCUCAUCAAGACACACACAACCUGAUUAUUUCAAAGAGUUUUCGGUCGAAUGUUGUUAUUUAUUUUCAGCCUUUACUUUCACUGCAAUUUGAAAUAAUAUUUUACCAAAGGUAUAUCGCCUUUUCCCUUUGAAAACAAAGAAAUCAAGUCAAUUUGUGAGAGUCUCACCGGGAUUUCACGCAUAAAUAAUGAGCUCCUACACAGCUUUACUUUGAGCUUACAAUCGUUGGUCCAUGACAAAAAACAACGUUAGAAAUGCGAGUAUGUUCUUAACUGCAUUUCAUCUUGUUUCCUGAAUGCAAUAUUGAGGCAGAUAACGUUUUGUGACGUUCAGCACUAAUUAUAGGUUGUGCCUUGGAGGUAUUAGGUUCCUUGUGGUAAAACUCUCCGGGAUGGUUUCCAUGAGAACAAUAGUGAAAUGAAAUAAGACAAAAAGACCAUCGUAUUGCGCGCGAUCGUAACACAAUUUGGCACGUUAACAAAUAAGUGCUGUCAACCAAAGGCAACGAUAUAUUAAGCUUGCAAACAAGCUCGUCUGUUGUUGUGAUAGCAAUAAGUUGAAUGUGAGGUCACUGGUUCCCCUUCUAAAUUUCGCGAAAGAUGAGUUCACGAGGAUCUCAGUGGAAGGAUUUGAGACUCGCCACGGUAUCCUCCGCCAAAUUUAGGCAAGUUGAAGAAAUUUUCUCUUUUCUACCAUUUUAAUCCACCCAGGAACAGAUGCAACACCUGCUUGAGUUAGCUGGAUUCAUCUCUUCGCGCAGUUUAUCAUAAAUAUUCACAUGAGGUGUUGAAUCUGUUACGGCUAUCCAAGAAUGGGAUCUGGUCUUUGGAGUCGAUCAACCGAUUGUCUUUCUCAAUACUUAAUCUUUUACGAUAGAUAGAAUGAGCUGCACGAAUCAAUUAAAUUGUGAAUUCGACUGGCGGUUUUUACUUCGUGAAUACAAAGGACCACAUUACCUUCAAUCAUUUUUAACUUACCGGGGAUAGCGAUGUUUAACUUUUAGAACUCUGCGAAUCUCAGGGACAAAAGCAAUAAUUGUACGUUUCUUUUGAUCCAGUUGUUUUUUUAUACCUCUGUAUGUAUUUCAGAGCCUUUACAGCUUGUCUCUUUUAAUAUGUGUGUUCAUUUUCGACAUUAACUCGUUUAUUGCCACAUGGCUGUAAUAAUAUUUGGUUUGACAUAAUUUCAAUUUGCUGUCAAAAUUGGCAUAUUUAUUUUUGCUACCAGUAACAAAGGCUGGAUAUCUCAUGCAAAAGCCCUUUUAGAAUAUCAUUGUUUACUUUUGAAGCCUUGGCACAAUACAAACAAACACACUUCAUUUACAUACAUAGGUGAUUAGAGUGAAUUAUUAAAAGCAGAUCUGCAUAAUUUUUCCUAAUGUCAAAAUUUUCUAAUCAUUCAUUCAGAAUGACUUAGGGAAAAAUGAUUAACUUUUUAACAUAAAGAGCCUUUAAAGCUGUACACAUCUCUCUCUAAUUUUCCAUUGUUUAGUUUGUAAAAACCUUACACCAUGUUGCAGUUUCUCUGGAUGUAGUUACUGUUGAUGUUUGAGAAGCCUUGCAAACAUAAUCCUGAGCAUUAAUUCAGUAUUAUUUCAAGUUAUUUCAAUUCCCACAUGAUUUUGCAUUGUUUUCUAAGCCUAUAAUUUCCUUUUUCAAAUUAUUUCAUAAUUGAGUUAGACCAACAGAGAGUUAUUGUACUUUUAUACACAGAGAAAUUAAUAAUCCUUUUCAGUGAUGUUGUUAAUUAAUUUAAGGUGAAGUGAACUUCUUGUACAUUGAAAUUUGGGUUAGUUUAUCAGCACAAUCGCCAUGUAUGGCUUGAACAUGUAUACCUGCAUGCAUGCCUUGUUAUGUACAAUGUGUUAGGAGAUUUUUUUUCAUAAUGUAACUGAUGCUCAGUAUUGAUACCAUAAAAAUUUAUGUAUACAUUAUUGCCAUAAUUGAACAGAGAGAUGGAAUUUCUGUACAGAGCAAUGGAUUUUCUGUACUCUACAGUUCUUGUUAGAUGCUCUAAGAAUUAAGAACUUCUUAUCUGGCCUCUGGUAUAAUUACUCAGAUAAUUAUAAAUUCAUAUGCUCUGAUUGGUUGAGGAUUGCAUCAUACCUUGCCAUAAUUACUUUGUGUGAAGUGACUAUAACAGGGGCACUGAAUUUCACAACGGCUGCCUCCUAUUUAACUUGUCAAUGUUUCAGAGGAAGUGAUAAAUGCAAUAGCAGAAAAUUCAAUUUUGAAGAGCACAAAAAAUACCAUUAAGUUUGGGGUAACACAAUUUUUUUGCUGCUGUAUUUAGUUAUAAUAAAUGAACUUACCUAAUUCUAGAAACAGGCAUGAUACAAGUAAUCAAAACAGUUAUAGCAAAAUAUGUGCAAAGCUUUCUUUAUUUACAGAAUGGUUUCAGUCCCGAAAUGAAUUUAAACAGAAUUUGAAAGCACCUGAGCAAUUAUACUGUACAUUUAAUUAUUUGCCAAAGGCAAAGAUAAUGGUGUGGAAUAAUCUCUUUGACUUCAUCUAGGGGAUUACUCACUUUGCCUUUGGUGAAUAAUUGUUACACAAGGCUGGUUAAUCUUGACAUUAUCUGAUUACAAGGUUUCUCAAUUAGUUUCAUCAUGCAGUGAAUUAUAAGAUGUUGGAAUCCCUCUUCAGCUUGUUUUUGAAAUGCAAUUUGUGAAUCUCAACAUACUAACCUUACCAAAAGCCAAAAAGUGGUAGAUCUUGAGAGUAGAUCCUCAAUUGUUCUUCAUAGUAACUAAUCUGUUUUACAUCAAGUUUUGAAGCCAUCAUAUGUAAAUUUGCCUUUUGUCAACAAUUUUUCAUUUGAUUUUGGAAUAGUUGGGUUGCUAAGACACCUUAUUGAGAGGUCUAUAGUCAGACAAUAUUUUUAUUUGCAAUUUGUUGAGUCUGACUGUCCCUAAGUUCUACUGUAACAAACAAGAACUGUUGUUUGAUACAGUGAAAGAAGUUUUUGUGGGCAAGAUGAGUCAUUUGCUUAAUCCUGGGAGCACUAAAUUACGAAGGUGUAACAGCAUUGCUUCUUUGGUAUCGUAGGGUUAAAAUAUAUUUAUUUUUAUAUGUACAUGUAUGUACAAUCAUGUAGUUGUAUGUAUUGGCAAGACAAGAUUUGGUACUUACCAUCCAUGUAAUUCUUUCUAACAACUUACUGGAUUACUAUACAUUGUAGCUUGUUGGAUACUUUUAUCUAAGACAUGCACAUAAUUCAAACAACUUGAACAAUGGGAAUUUAAGAAAUGAGAGUCUUGAAUAAUACUGUCACAAAUUACAUUGUCCUCCACAGUGCUAGAAUUGGUUAUUAACAAAACUGUAUGAGGCACGGUUACUUUGUCCUUUCAUGUUUGAUUAAUUUUUAUAAUAGCAGAUUUUCUUACAAUGUGAUGUGUAUUAUUUUUUCUAUAGGCAAUCAGUGGCACCUAGUGUGGUAGGAUCACUGAAUGAAAAAGAUGAAAAAAGCAAAAAGACCAAAGCGCCCAUUGUCAUCUGGCCUGAGUGGACAGAACAAGAUAUUGGUCAGGAAAAAUGGGUACUUGAAAAAUGACCGUACUUACAAGACAUCUGAAUAACAUCUGUGCUAAAUCUACAGUCUAAUGUGCUUUACAAAUGAAGAAAAAAUUGCAAAGACAGUGUAGCGUAAUGUUGUAAACUUGUAGGACUUUAAGGGUGAUCUGUGGCAAUUCAGUUAUGAUAUUAACUUUAGAGUACUUUUGCAUUAUUAUUUUGAAGUCUUUUACCUUAUUCAUUUAGAUAUCAAUUCUGUAGAUUGAAAAACCAACCAGAUUUUAUCGAACAUAAUUCAAUCAUCACUUACUGCCCACACAAUCCAUUAGAACUGACUACAAUCUCACCCUGUAUAAUAUUGAAAUGUAAGGCUGAUACUACCAGUAGAGCUACUGGGUUAAUGUAAAUCAAAUCACCCUUAUUUUUUUUGCUUUAUUAUUUUUCAGGAUACAUCACACAAACCAAAAGAAAAAGAAAAGGGAAAAAGUCCAAAUCUAGUAAGGAAAUUAUUUUAGUUUUAACACAAAACAUUUCACCUGUCUUUAAGAUAAGUAUAUAUUAACUAGAGAAUUAUACAUCACUUUAGUGCAUUCAAAGGUUUAUAUUCCACUAACAACUACUACCUAAAUGCCUUUCACAGCAUCCUUACGAGGAUCCUGAAGGAAGGAUAGAUUUACCAUCUUCAAUCAAGUCUUAUGUGGAUCACUGGAAGAAACCUGUUGAGUUUAUGUUGGAAAAGGUACACAUGAGUCAUUCAGUUUAUUUCUAAUGAUUCUGUCAAUAAGCCACUUAAGCUAUUCCUUAUAUAUUCCUUAGAAAAAAAGGGUGUGGCUGGUACUUGAUGAAAUGUUUCUUAUCUCUUAAUUUUUGGAGCUUGAGUUGAACCAAUGCUAUGUGUUGACUUCUCCACAAUUGAUAUACAGGGUGUACUUUAUAGAUUUUUGUGCAAAAACAGUCAAGCCAUGUUGUGUUGGCCUAAAUGUAGUCUAGUAUGGUGUCUUUCUAUGAUUUCUUGGUCUUGGCAUGUAUCUUUUGAAGUCAUUUCAAUUGCUGAAAAUUCUCAUGCAGAUUAUGCUUUUGAAUUAUAAUAUUUUAACACCUUCAAGAACUGAAGUAAAACACUGUCAAUAAAAUGUUUCCUUUAUUUACCACUUCAGUCACCAGUUGUUGUUGAUCCAAAAAGUCUGGCAGAGGAGAUAGAUUUGCUUUCAGUGAAUGAUCAUUUGACCAACAGUGAGGUAUGAUACCAAUCCUUGUUUACUUUUCAGUGGAACUGUGACUGAUGCACCUACAUGUAACUAAUGGUACAUACUUAUUACACUGUACUUGCCAGAAAAAUAAAUACAGUAGUUGGGCCCUGGUGAUUCAUACCCCUUAUUCAAUAAGAAAUGUUUGUUUCUUGGUGUUAAAAAAUUUCCUCCACCCUCUUGACCCUCCUUGAAAUAAACCUUGGAUUUAUUAGAGUUCCUUUACUUGUUUUGGUUCAUGGGCUUCUUGAACCUUGGCCCUUUUCAAUUUCUGUGGCUCGUCAUAUUCUUGGCGUGGAUAUUCUCCCAGUCUAUGAUUAUCAUACAGGUAUUUACAGGUAAAUGUAUCAAAUAAAUGUAAUAUACACUCUAGAAGAGUGAGAUCAUUUAUUGUCAGUAGUAGAUGAUUCUGACACAGACUGUGUUUUUGCAGCUGCUUCGAUGUAUCAUAGGUCAGGUGAUGUGCUUAUGGAAACUUCACUUUAAAGUAGACCCAAUAGAGACUGUCAAAGGUGCUAAAGAUACCAAGGAGAGCAACAAAGCUGAUAAAGAGAGGGACAAGGAGAAGGAUAAAGACAGAGGAGAGAAAGACAAAGAUGCUCUGUUAGAAGACAACACAUGGAAACCAUGGAAUCACAUUUGGCCAAAAGAGAAAACUAAAGGCAGUCCUCUUCCUGUUUAUAACCCUGGAGGGAAGUACUGUGUUAGAAUAUUCUGGAUGGUGAGUUAACACUUCUGUCAUAUUGAAUUUUAUUUCAUGAAGGUGGCUCUUCACUUAUCCAAAGCAAGAUAAAGCAUUUAUGGUUGUGUGUUCUGAUAGGAUACUGCACUUGAGUAACUCUGGAAGAUAUUCCUCUCACACAGGUGUAUGUAAGCGCAAUUGCUUGCUUUGUUCCUGCCAUUGCAAAAUUCUUUGUUGUGAGGAUUUGUUCAUUUGAUAUUUAAAUGUUUUAUUGACCAAAUUUAUCCUGUGAGGAUACAUUUAGCUUAAGUUGGCUACACUCUUUUUUUUUUUUUUUGCCCCUGUAUGAUUUAAACUGAGAUAAAGUUGCAGUCCAUAAACAAACAGUAAAAAAAUGGGAAUGCAUGUUGUGAAGCAUUAAUCAUGUAGACCUUGCAAGAGCUGUUAUAAUUCUUUUUUCUCAUUGGUCACUAUCUUCUUGCCCUUUUGAUUGUGUAAUUAUAUUUCAUUUUCUUUUAAAAGAACAUUUAAGUGACUAUUGGAAUGUGAUGGGUUUUUUAGGGUACUUGGCGGAAAGUAACAGUUGAUGACUGGAUGCCCUUUGAUGAGGAUGGCAAACUUAUGUUACCUGCUUCACCUAAUGAGCAUGAAUUAUGGCCCAUGUUACUGUCAAAAGCUCUCAUUAAAGUGGCUUCAUUAGAGUAAGCAUGAUUUCUCUUUUAAUAGUUUGGUGCUCCUACAAUGUAACUCAAGUUUUUCCAAAGUCACUUUUAGGUGACUUGAAAUGAUGAAAUAGGGUUGUUACUGUAGGAGGAAGAUUGUAGUCAUCAAAAAAACACUUUGUGCCAUAAAACAUUACCUUAAUUGAAUCCCUCGUGACACUAUACCAAUUUUUGAAUAUAGGCAGUAUGGCCAGCAAUCCUUUUUUAAGAUUUUUGAGACACUCUUAAGCACAGUAUUUGCACAACUAAGGAGGAAGCAAUAUUCUACAAAAGACAAUGACAAGACAUAAUAAGUGUUCUUGGCAAAAGCCUAUCCAACUGUAACCAUAUACUGUAAACAUUGUGAAGGAAAACAUUAUCUCUUGUUACAUGUCUGACCACCCAACACAGGUUGCCAAAGUGGCAAAUUUUGCUGCAAAUUUAAUAACCAAAAUAUAUCUUUUUCCAUGGUGACCUAAACGGUUGCAGCUUGCAUGAAGCAUGGAAGUUACAUGAAUUGUGUACAAUUAAGAAGCAAUUGAAAAUCAAGAAAUUUAAACAAUUUAAACCACUCUCUAAGCAAUGCUUUUAAAUGAAGUUCAAAUUCCUAAGUAUGUCUUUUUUUUUGUUUUCUCUUUAGUUAUGCUGGUGGUUAUAAUGCGUGUGAGUUUGGUGACUUCACUGUGGUUCAUGCCCUCACAGGGUGGAUGCCAGAGAUUAUUCCACUGAGGUAACAAGCUUUUCCGCUCUUGCUACAUGUGUGUGCUGUGAGCAAAUGCAUUUUCAUGCUCUAUCAAUUCAGAGCUGUGAGCCUAGACUUAAUGCAGCUUUGGGUAUGCUUGUUAAUAGGGGACGCCUUGAAGUGAGAGAUUAAAAGAUAAGUUCUGUUAAUCUCAUCAAUAUUGUUUCAGCAAGAAAGAAAACUGAGAUACUAAGCAUGGAUGUAGGCUGGUGUGCAUGAGCAACAUUGCAAAAUGUCUUUGGUUUUUGUGUCCCCAAGGUGUGGUCAUACUGGUGAAAUCUGGAAACUGCUACUCCAAACAUUGCCUCGCUGGAAACUUGAGAACACUCCACCACCAGAGGAAAAGAAACAACAUGCCACAGAAUGCAGAAAAAAGGACGACAGAGACAAGGAAAGAAAAUCCACAAAGUCUGAGAAAAGUCAAGUCCCUGAGAAAGUUGAGAGAGAAAAAGAAAAGAAAGAGAAAGAGAAGGACAAAGGUUUGCUGACUUUUAGUAACUUUGAUAGAUAUACUCUGUACAUGCUAAUAAAUAUUUGGCAUCUCAAAAGUCUAUUGAAAAGACUAAAUUAUGUCACUGAGAAAAUUUCACAUCACCAUUAACCCUUUAACUCCCAGAUCAAAUUUGAAAUUCUCCUUUCUGUCAGCCAUAUUAUUCUUAGCAUGUUAGUUCAGAGAAUUUAGUAUUGAAUCAACUAAUUAUCUCCAAAUUGAUAUUUUUCUUAAUUCUCAUCACUUACCUGGUUGAUAUUGUAUUGAUAUUGUAAGGAGAAAUUCUGUCUUGGUCACUCAUGGGAGUUAAAGGGUUAAAGGAGCAUGAGUUUUUACAGUUUCUUUUGUGAUUGGAUGAAACUGAUGUUAUGCUGUGGUACCCAAUUGAUUGUAUAGUUGGCAAUAUUCAUUUUUUCAUCAAUUGAAAGGAAAAUGAAAAUAGUUUGUAUAAAUGUCAUGAAUUUGGGAGAGAGAGUGGACUUCUUCUUCACAGCAUGCUAGGGAGUCAUUCUCCAUUUUUUGAUUUUGUGUUACACCUUUCUUCACAGACAUGAAAACUUUUUUUUAUUAAAAUCGACAAAUUCAAUUAAUUCAACUCAACAGUGAAAUUUUUUGUUGAAUCCACAUGUAAAUUAAUCACUUCCAAGGCGGCCACCAGCAAGCUAAUAUUCUGCCAUUGAAUUGAUGGAUCACUAUAUUAUCUUGUUCCAGCCACUCCAGCUGCAAAUCUUGUUGACGUACCAAAGGAGCCAGAGUUUGUGAUUUUUGCCAGUUAUUCCCAUCCACCCAAUAUGCCAAUGAGACAUUCUGUUCUUAAAGAAAUGGUAAGUACGUGGCGGUCUGCUGCAUAGGAACAUACCAUUCAUUUUUGUCAGUAACUUUAUUUAAACACUAAACUUACUUAUAUUGGCAACGCAAGUCGUAUUUCUGUUACUCGCUUCCAAAUAUUCAAUAAUUUUCUGUGACAUGCUUAUUAUGAUCACUCACAGCACACCAUAUGUACUUGUUAGGUUUGUUUGUUUGCAGCUUAAUCAAUCACUCCAGUAAGGGUGGUAGAGAACUUUUUGAGGUGCAUCGGUACAUGUACCCCACAACAAAAUGUUACCAACCCUGAGAUGAAAUCAGAAACGUUCAUUAGUCAAGAAUGGUAAUUUAUGACCCAUCUUGAGAGGACUUUUAGAUUAUUUCUCCUCUCUGUUUCCAGCGGAUCUUUUGGUCUUUUUGCUGGUAGUAAUCAAAUUUAGAGAUUGUUUGCUCUUAUGUACACCACACUUAAAAUUUGUACGUUGAAAAAAAAUUCCUUGAGAGCAAGGUUGAGUGUUUGCCUUUAUUAACAGAAAAUUUUGUUGUCCUCUCUUAAGGCUGAUGCAUCUGAGAAACUGCGACAGUCUGGUUUGUCACAUAACCACCCACACCCUGUCUUGUUGACGACAGUGAGGGACUGCCCCUUGGUUCCUCCUCCGCCUCCAGUUCAGAUCCCUCGAUGGAAGCUUAUUCGGCAGAAGAAGAAGAAGCAGCCCGUGGAGCCAGCGCUGACUCCACCAGAACCUCCCAAGGAUCCACAGUUCUUAGAAGUUGUAUCUCCCUUUCUUAAUCACAAAGUCAGCCCCAUACCUGUCAGCAGAGCAAAGUAUGUAGGAAUCAGAUUUAUCUUGUUCAGCUCUCUUUGUACUUUUUAAGUGAAUGGGAAGACUGAACGGGAAAAUGUUUGGCUCCAGGUCAUGACGUACGGGCUGAGCGCGGCGAGAUUCUUGCGCUAUGACCGACCGAGGGCCAAUCAUUGUCCUGUUCGGCAUGACUUGAUUCAUUCAAUAAGCACUGUAUCAUGUUACCGUCGCUCUUUCUCAUUUUUCUUUCUUUUUUCAACUCGCAUCUAGCGAGUCUAUUCGCAUUUUUCCGUCCCUGUCUAACGUUUUUGAAUGAAAGCGUACAGGUCAUUUGAUACAAAUGAUUAUAGUAGACUGAAAGAAAUAUUACACCGUACAUAAAACAUUGAGCGGUCACUUAGAGGUGAAAAUUUAACCAUGAAACACUCAUAUCUUCUCGUCAUUUUGUAUUAUUUUAUUACACAAACAAGAAAGCAAGUCGCUUUUAAAACUGCAAAACUUCUUGUUGCUUUUCAGGACCCCUGUGAGGUGGUUAAAAUAUCGUCCUGAGAAGCCAAUGGGUGAGAUACUUGAAGAAGGCGAUAAAGACAAUGGAGAAAAGACAGAGGGUGGGGAGGGUGAGGAUAUCGCUGAGAAGACUUCAGGUGAAAAGAGAGAAGGGCUUAGUGAUGAUGGUGCCGCUGUUAAAGAGGUACUACAGAAUUCAUGUCCUAUAAUAACCAUAGUCCUUGAUCUGUGAAGAUUAGGUCCUAUAGAAAAAGGUAAACGCAAAAUGAAAUGCCACCAGAAUUCUUAUGGCAUUUUUUUGGUAGGUUAUUUUUUCCUACAGCCGUGACUGAAAAGCUCUGCAUGCAGGUCACCACAUGUGUGUGUAUCUUCUAACAUCGAUCUACUCUGUAGCUCCCCUCUCUUUGAUUUUAUAAAUUAGAUAAGUUGAUGUUAAAGUGACAUUAAAAUGACCACUGAAAAAUGUGUGAUGAGAGAAUUGUAUUUAGCAGUUAAAGUGCUUCAAUAACAGUGUUUGACAAAGAUAAGUAAAAGUACUGUAACUCCUAGAAAGUAGAGCAAAUAUUUUACGUAUUCACCAUUACAUGUACAGGCAUCUCAAUAACUUUUUCCCUAAACGGCUGCCAACGGUGUACAGCAAUAGGUCGCUAUGCUUGUACAGGAGCCGAAGGUGAAACCCAAACGCGAGAGCCAGUUUGCAGGCUAAACAGACGGCGGUAGGAGGUUUUAUAGGCAGCGUUAGACCGGCUUAUGAUGAAACUAUUGCAUUUAUCUUUGUGUGCAUGAUCACAGAUUCGUAUUUUUUUUCCGAUCUAUUCAUCAAGGACGAAAAGUCUAAGACUUCAACGCCAAGACUAGAAAACGAUGAACUCAAGCCAGAUCAAGAAAGCAAAGAGAGCCGUGAAAGCCUUCGAGACCGUCCAAGUACCAAGGAUUCUUCUAAAUCAAAAGAGAGAGAAAAAUCAGCAAAGAGUGACAAAGGAGAGAAAGAUAAGUUGCUUAAAAGUCCUGACAAGAGUGAUAAAAGUAGAAGUGGUAGCAAACUGAGUGUUGUGGACAAACCAGAGAGAACCAAGUCGGGUGGUCUGUCACCCAAGGCAAGUCGAAGAAUGUCAAGGAUGGAAAAACCCGGAGAUUUGAUCAAAAGUAAGUGCUUUUUGUUACUUUGUUUGUUUGGUUUUGUUUUUGGUUGUUAUUUUCGUCUUUUUCUCCCACAACACAGUUUAUUUUUCAAGUUACUUACAUAUGAAAAUUAAAAACUGAAGAUAAGUACACUUGUACUUUCUCAUCUAGUUACGACUAAUUUUUGCUUUUAAUUAAUAAUAAUAUGUAUCAAUACAACAUAACACCAACACAUUCAUAAUUACUCAGUCUACGUUACUUACUGACUGACCUAUUUACUUUCAGUUGUAUAUUCCGUUUUAAUCUAUUUGUACUUCUGAUCCAGAGUUCAGCAUGCUGAAAUGAUCACUUUUAAACGUAUUUUAACGUUUGUUUAUACAGUCAUAUAAUGUCAAUGGCUUACCUUUUAGCGCCGCCUGAGACGAGACGAAUGUCACGAGUGGAAAAAGGAGUGAAGAUCGAACUAGAAAGAGACUCGUCGCACAAAGUAGAGGCCAUUCGCGUAGAUGAACUGCCCGUGCUUGAUUUGCCUGGUUCUGUUGCUGAGGGAGACAAAGUGCCUGCUGAUGGCACUGAUGGAGAAACAACUGAUGACAAAACUGAAGGAGAUAAGACAGAGGAUGGCGACAAGGUUAAAGAGAACAACAACAAAGACAGGAAAAUCUGGAUGGAGUACGCCGAUUUUUGCAAAUGUUUUAGGUAGGUAAAUCUUACAAGGCAUGGCAUGUGUUGAUGGCACUCUUUCAAUCCACUGGUAAUAACUAAUUACGGCAAUUUUCAAUAGAGUGUCGAAGGUAAUCUGUGAUUGCUUUGAUUUUACUUCGUUUGCUCUGUGAUUGGUCCAAAAAACUCAUGGUAUAUUUUCAACCAAUCAGAUGCAAAACUAAAAACCAACCACGACUCGGUCAUUCGCGUUUUCCCGCGCCUCAAGUAGUUUGCUUUUUUUUCACUUUGACUUCUAAUUGGCCAAUGAUGAUGUAUGCCUUAAUUCUGAUUGGUCACCAGGAUGACUUUGGUUUUGGUUUUUCGACGCUGAAUUGAAAAAGCACUCUAUCGCCUUAGUUCAUGUGACUUGAAGACGAAGAAAUAUGCCCUUUCCUGUAUAUUUAUCAAUUGUGUUUUUUUUUUAAUUAUUUUUUACUUUUUGCAGGCAUUUGUACAUAUUUCACAAACCUAACACGUACAAUUAUUGCAAAGGAAAUUCUGAAUUAAAGGUGAGGAAUAGUUCUUAGCGUGGUUUGUAGUAUUUCCUACUGAUACAAUGAUAUAUACACAGUUGCGACCGUCAGGCCUUUUUUUUUUCCUUUCUUCUCUCCUUCCUUCCUUUUUCUCUGUCUGUUUUCUUUACAAUGAAUUUCCAUGGAUCAGUAUGUCAACGGAUGUCUACAACUGCAAUUUUUAUCAAUAUAUGUGAUUACUCAGUGAUUCCUUCGUUCCUAAUCUACUCUCCUCCUGAUUCAAUCAUGUUAAAGGACUGAGUUUACUCCUCGGUUCUAAUCCGUACACUAUUUAACUAUUUCCGCCCCAACAGCAGUAUGCAUAUUCUCCAUACUGUUCUCUGUACAUUUCCUGAGGUGUUGACAAGGAGAAUUUGUUCAAUAAUCAAAAGCUUCUUUAGUUGGUGAUCAUUUUAUUUAUUCUCAUGACCCUAAUGUUCGAUUCAUGGGUGAUAUUAUGAGGAGAAAUUAGAUGCCACUCACUCUUGAAUGUCAGUGAGUUAAAAGAGUCCCCCACUGUGAUAAAAAGAAAGCCUUUACCUUCAGGACUUACCUUGCUGCAGUACCAUUUGAUCUUUCCAUUUUCUUUCUACUUCUUUCAACGUAACUUUAGGAUAGGUUAUUUGAUUAUCAGGGCGAAGUCAAAAUUUAAAAAAAAAUAGCUGUCAUUUAAAUCAGGAUUACUCAGCGUCUGACUAACAAUAUCCCAAAGAUAACCUUUAACUUUUUUAACAUAUGAAACAUUUAAAGUCUCUAACAAUAUGCUUGUUUCUUUCUCUCACAAUGAUAAGUGUUCAUCUCUAAACCAAUCUUUAAUCUCAGAAGUGGAAAUAACUUACUCAAGCCCUUUAGAGGUACAUGUAUCUUCUAUUGCUUUGCUCAUGUCUUUUCUGCUUGUCGCCGUUUUCAACUGGGAUUUCUUACUGAUCUUUUAAAAGCAAAAUGAUCUUUUUCACCUCUAUAUCUCUUUUAUCGUUCUCUAUAUCGUUCUUUUUCAACAUGGUGAUUCCCCUCUGCUUGUCACCAAACUGGCUUUCACUGUGUCAUUGUACUUUACAUUUCUGGUGCUAUGUUUGUCUGAAGCUGCACCUGAAAACUUUCAAACCGAAUCCUUUUAAAUUGACAUUACAUUUGAACUCCUUAUUCUGCUGUAGCUGUGGUCUUUAAAUACAAAUCCAUCUUUUGAUUGCCUUUGAUUAUGGCAGCUGCCUACUUCUCCCUUGUUGCCAAAUGUUUGUUCAGUUUGGCUGUUGGUGACCGAGUAAUUUUGAAAUGCUUCCCUAAAACUAAUACAACAUAUGCACUUAUCUUCAGUUCUGUUUUUGUUGUUGUUAUGACGGUGUUUCUUAUUUCAAACGUGGUGUAUCGGUUAUUAAAGUGAGGUUAUCGUGCUUAGUGUUGAUACCGUAACUGUUUUACCCUCAUUUAGUGUCCUGUUUGUCUCUAUAACCCAUCAGCAUGUUGAGCUACUCUUUCCCCGACGAUCAUCACACGCCUAGCAUUGUAGAUAGUGUCAAAGAGUUAAACUAAAGAAAAUAGAUACAAGUAAAACAUACUAAUUGAUACAUACUAAUGCAUGAAUUAUUGUCAGAGCUGGGUUUUCAUUCCUAUUAAUGUUCAUCAUCAUCACCAACAUCAUCACAAUUCCGGGACAUCUGAAAGGAAGAUGUCCUCUGUUAUGGGACGUAGGCUUAAAAGACAAGAAAGUGAAAUGUCGUUGCUAUCUGUGAGUUUUUCAUCAACAAGAAAAUUAUCACAAAUUCACCUCAAUCCUUCUCGUCCACCUAAUUUCAUUUAAUUUUUCCACCAAGCACUGUUAGAUUGCUUCGUUCUGCACGUGUAACCACGCUCAUUAUAAUAUUUCUAACUCCGUCUUAACAUUUUGGACAAAGAGGAUCAUUAAAGGUUUCACAAUUACUCCACUUUUCUAAUAUGAGCAAGACGUGUUGUCUCAAUGGCCACCUAACACGCAAGAUUCUGGUUCAAAAGAGCUGAGGGUUCAAGCCCUGGCUGCAAUUAGGUCGUGGGCGAGGCAUUUUGCGUUUUCUUGAACCGGGAAGUUUGACGUCUUUGCAAAAUUUGACUAUUGCCCUUACGCUUUCCAUGUUUCCCUCAAACCUUCGCACUGGGAACCAACAAAAUCCUGUACACACCUCCUUGUGAAGCUUAUCUCUGUAAACUAUUUUCAUUUCUGGCCUAAAUCUUGUUAACUUCCAGAAUGUUGCAAUGACCAGUCAUGUUAGUAAAAAGUCAGGCCUGAUACCAGCCUCGUCAGUCACAGCAACUACGCCUGCACCUGGGAAGGCCACAGGGCUCAGUCCGUCACCAUAUCACGGUUCGUUUGGGGGACUAAGUCAAAAUCAAGACCCACCCCCACCGUUCCUGUUUGUUGACAGUCUGAAACCCAUCGAAAUUGUGGUAAACUUCACUGCGUUCUCUAGGUGGCUUGAUCCACCACAGCCUGUUAUCAGAGAAAGAGAUAAGGAAAAGGAAAAGGAAAAGGAUUCUAAUAGCGUAGUAACAGGUGAGAACUGAACAGUAGAGCUUUGUGUUUCAUUGUCAUCCAAUCUACACUUAUAUGUAAAUGUAGUUAGCAAGUUGUCGCCUAUUUACGUCAACCAAGUAUUUUACAGUAAGCUGACGUAGGUUCUUUGGAUUCAGGGCUUCUAUUGUGUUACAGCAACAUUUAAACUAAUAUCAUCGUGUAGAAGUUAUUUCGACGUGUAGAUGCGCCAUUCAGUAACGUAAAGGAGGGUGAAAGCCAAACCUUCUGUGAAUCAUAGUAAUGGUCAUUUAACAGCAGAAACAUACAAAAUGGAACGAAAGCCGCUUAUCACAAACAUCUGAACGUGACUCUUUUAAACUUGCCUGAAACAACCCAAAUGUUCCCCGAAAAAUCCAUUAUUGGCAGCAGCGUAAAACCUAUUUGUGAUGAUUCUUCGUUCAUAUGUUACUGAAAAGUACUCCAAUUUUUUGGUGAACAGUUUUUUUUCCGAGGUAUGACAAAGGUUCUUAAUCCAAAUAUUGUGAAAUAGGAUUGAUAGUCAUUUUAAGCUGUGAGCGUGGGAACUUACCUGCGUGGUGUAAACCAAUGUUUCUGUGUUACCAAGUCGAUUGUUUCUGUUCUCUGUUUUUAGCAGAUCCAAGGGAAGCAGCUCAGGUUGAGGAGAAACCUGUACCACCCACCCCAGGCUUACUCGUUGCGGAACCGUACUCUUGGAAGAGCCUGGUGACGGGUCAGCCAAUUCUACGCAUUCGCACUUCAGGCACCAAGGCAGCCGUCCUUGUUCUACCGCCAGGGUAGGUUGGAAUGAAAUUGGCGGAGCUUGCGUAUAUUGAAUCAAAGAAGAUUUCAACCUUUUCGGUCUCUCUCGCUAGCUCAGCUUUCCCCUGUGAUGCAAUAGGUCUGGAAUCUUCAGCAAAAGGUUUUUAUGAUUACAAUCUAUUGUACAGAGAUCCUUGCUGGGUUUUCCUUUUUUUUUUCAGGGGGGAGGGGGAAAGGGGGGAAUUUGCACGUGGAAUUCAAAACCGAUUAACCAAACACAGGGACUCUGUACAGAUAUCUUAUAAUCUCAUAGGAGCGGGAUUUUAGUUAUUAGUUUCGCUCUUCUCUAGGAAUUUAUGGAAAAUUAGAGCAAGAGGAAAAGGUUUCGAAGCCGCAAAUGAAAUAACAAGAAACACAACUUCUUAUUACGUUUCUCUCACGUUCUAUCUUUGUAGGCGUCACGUGUUAAGAUUUCUUGUCCAAGCCCCUCACGGUUAUCACGUGGAAAUGGCUUCACAGACUCCAUUUGUUUAUGGCGACGAAGACACAGUAAUGACUUGUCUCACAAAGGUACGUGUACAGAACUAAUCAAUGUCUUACACGUGUCCAUCAGACCUACGUUUGUAGCACAUCCAGAGCAAGAUAUUAUGAACGAUAUUAUACUCUCUUGUCUAGAGUUAAAUCUCGACUUGGAAAUUAAGUGUGGAACUAGGAGUGAGAAGAUGUUUAUACCUUAAGGUUGACAACCUCGUUAAUGAUGUUCUUAUUUUGUUAUUAAAGGAAGAAGAAAAAUUCGUUUCUUUAAACGUUAUUAGAUACGCUUUAUAGUAUGACUGUUUUUGCAAUUAGCCGGGGAAACGUGGCUGACAAGUGGUGACACACCUCAUGUUUUUUUUCUGCUAGGAAAGUUGUCGUUUCCUGGAGCACGCCAUGAAUGUGUUUCACUCAGUUAGCAGCCUUGUUGGAUCAUUCGCUGAUCCUCCUGCUGACAGGAAGUUUGACUUGGAUCUUGGACUUAAGGAUCAGACGAAAGACAUUCAAGAUAGGCAUUACAAGGUACGGUGAGGUUAUUGAUUGCACAUUUAAUACUUCAUUUUGGAAUACGUCCGUGCGGGAUACGCUGGGAUACAAUGUUUCUGUCAAAAGCUUUAUGAUGCGUUACGAUAGAAACGAAAUGACGGGAUGUGGAAUGAACUUGCGAGGUGCUUCCUAGUCUCCGUUGAGCCACACACCUAGUAAUUGCAUGUCUUUCUCAGCCAUUGAGUUUUUGGUUUCAAAACACGCAUUAUUCACCCGCCGGAGAGUGGAGAAUGUUCAUCAGAACGAGAUAGCGAACCAAUCACAUUGCUUGAAUCUUUAAGAUCGUGGAGUGUGCAUACACUAAAUUUACUGAUUUAUUCAUUUUGUAUUCACCGACAUGUACAUGUUUUCAUCAGGUUUUUAUGAGGUGUCUUCUGAAGAGUGUCAGAUUCCAUCUCGCCGAUUCUUACGAUUUACCGAUGCACUUUGCCUGGAAAGCUUUUCAGUUCCAAGCCUCUCUCUGCUUGCAUCAGCGAGUCGGCCACAGGCCCUUGUCAGCAGCGGAGAUCACGAGGAUCGGUUCAAUGACAAAGAAGCGGGCCGUUAAGAGUGCUGGUGCAGUACCUCCCACUUGGGUAGAUCGCACAUCAAACAGUGAAGAGGAAGGCGCUGCUACUAAGAUCCAGGCCGCUUUCAGGGGUUAUUUCCUUCGAAAACUGGCACGAGCAUACGUAAAAGGUUGGUGUGGUGCGCUUAAGUUUUAAACAAUGUACCAGAGAAAAACAGCGAUGAAGUGAUUGAGCCUUUGUAGUGUAAUGUGUGGCCACUAGUAAAGGUUAGGAUGAGAGAUUAUCAGUAAGGACGAGGACGAAUAUGAAACAGGCGAACGAGAAAAUUUUAGCCGAGUGCCUGUGCUGGAAAGCUACAAAGACAAGGUAAAAUCUGACGAUCCAUUCGCGGCGGGAAAAAACAAGUUCUGUGUGAGUAUGGGCAAGAAAGCAACUGAGUCCAUCUUCAAUAGUUCUACUUGGCAACUUGAACUUUUUGAAGCCCACUCCGACAGUUGGUAAACCUGGUAAAGGUUCAUGCACUCAGAGUCAAUUGACGAAUAAGCAAUCUUUCGGAUAACGGAGAAAGCUACCCACACUAUUUCCUAUUCUCCUCAAUUGUUUAAAUUGUUUUGUAUGGUUACUCACACAUCUUAAUCGUUGCUAAUGGAUCAUGACUGAUGGUCGAACUCCCCAAAAAAUUAUUUCUGUAGAGAUGUUUCGUAACAAUUCUUACCUUUGAGCUAGGAUGCAUCACUUCGUCAUCUCUCGAGAUUACUAAUUUUCCAAAUUUUUCUCACAGGUACCGACGAGCACCAGAAAGUAUGGGAGCUUCUGUCCAAAGCAUGGGGUGUUAUCGAACCUAACUUGGAGAGCUUUGCCAUUCAGAUCUUCAGGUUCAUGUUCAAACGGGAUUCAGAACUGUUCCCUUUGUUUCCUUUCUUCAAAGAUGAGUGGAGUCGCGUGGCGUACUCUGACUACAACGGGGGGUAUCCUGAGCAGCCUCCCCAGUCUUGGUUUGUGGUUUUUAGGUAAGAAAAAAGGCCUUGCUUUUUAUUUCGGUUUUUUUUGUGACUUUAUAUCAGGGUAGAGAAUCUCCAAAAUUAUAAGAAACCAAAAUUAUGCGAGGAUGGCUGAGGAUUGAGAAGAUUGGAAUGGACCGGAAACGUUGCGGGAAUUUCUUUCGGAAAGGGCACUUAGUGCAAAAGGACGUUACUCGAAGGAAAAUUUCCAAAUUUCUCCGAGUGAAAUUGCUUCUUAAUUUUAUUAUCAGUGCCGUAGUUGCCUUUUGUACGUGUGACAACCUAAAUUUCGUCAGUCAAGAUCGCAUCUAGACACAUCUGCCACAAUCGCAUAAAUUUUCCAAAUAAUACAAUUGGAAAAUUCAUUGAGAUAAGAUAGGCGAAUAUUUUGUGGGAAUAUUUGGACGUAAUUAGUAUUUUUUUUGUGGAAUUUUUUUUUAGGGAAGUGUUCUUCGUUGAUGAACCAGUGCUCAUGGUCCCUAAACUGUACGUUACCUUACCGACAUGUUUGUUGCGGGUUGUAGACAAUGACUCGGGGGAAGAACUGACCAGGGUCUUUCAGAAAGUUGCACCCAAUAACCUAAAGAAGAAUAAGGUAACUUAAUCUGUCAACUAUUUUAUACAGAGAGAGAGAGAGAGUAGCCUAGCUCCCCAAAGAGAGUUUUUAGCUCAGUGGAAGAGCGUCCGAGAUCGGAAUCUGAAGCUCUCGGGUUCGACUCUUCAUGGGGGCUCAAAAUUUUCUCUUUGUCCCACGCUCUCGAGAAGACGGAAAAAACAUCUCUCUGUAACGUGGUGAUUGUUUGUGAUGCCUGUAGAGACAAGAGGCGCUCCCGGUGUUACUGAUCGACCCGACAUCGCUGCUUACUUGAUGCUUAUUUAGUGUUUUCAAUGGUGGUCAAUGUUACCUUUUGAUGUCAUUGAUUUUCCUUUGUUUCAUCAGCGUGGUUACACGUUUGUGGCUGAAGCAAGAACGCCAAACGCUAUUCUCCCGGCGGGAAAGUUUCGUUUGCGCGUGAUCGGUUCCACAGAACCCUUACCCUACCCUGGACGAGAGGGAGUGAACAGUCACUUUGUCACCAAGGAGAUUAGAGAUUAUUAUAUUCCAAACAAAUACAACAUCAUUUUCAGGUUAGAUGGUAGAUGAAAUUCUUCAGUCAGUACCUGACUUACUUUGAAGAUAAACUGUGUUUUGACUCUUAACCCUGUACUACAUCCUAACACCAGUAUGCACAUUCUCCACACUGUUCUUUAUACAUUUCCUAACAUGCUUUCCAUUUCCUAAGGUGCUAAGUAAUUUUCUGUACACUGCGCUAGGUACACAAUCAAGGUACAGGAGGAUCACAUGGCCAGCUUGCAGCUAGGGACGUCUAAACCAGACGUGUACAUCAAGCUACAGGUAAAAUGACGAGGAAUCAUUCCCCUUCCCUGGAAAAGACAGCAGAACGCUGGGCCCUAUGCCAGUAUCUGAGCAACUGCGCACCUACCCCUCCCUUAACCACACAACAGUUAACUUAUAACAAAUUAGGGUCAAUGGUGGGUUAGGGGAGGGGUAGGUGCGUUGUUGUUCAGAAACUAGCGUUGAUCCGAAUGUUCCAUGACUUAUUUUUUUCAUUUGUCCACCAGGCGGGUUACAAACGCUUUCAUUUACUUUUUUUUUUUUUUUUUUUUUGUAAAGAUUUUGGAUCAUGAACAGGAGGUAUGUAGCACGACCGGAAAGAGUCACGCAGUCAUCCCUGCUUUUACUUUUUACCGCGACCGUACAGGCGAUGAAGAUGAAAAACAAAAACGAGGUAAGAAAGUAAAUAUUGUUGUUUAUUACACCGCUGGCAGCGCCCGUGGGCAAUAUGAAGCGAAUCCUAAGUGUUGAUUGGCUAAGCGAGCGGGUAAGAUGGGCUUACCUGCCAGUACGGGAUUGCCCCCUUUGAUCCCGGACAUGAAAAUAUUGAAUUAAUACUAAGUUGGCUAUUCUUGGACAAUGUCAGCGAUGGAGACGCAAAAAGCGGCAGAAGACAGUCCAAAAAAAAGAAAACAAAAACGACUCGUGUGAAUUUAUUGUGGUACAAAGAUAGUUGGCUUUCUUUUCCGGCUCUAGAAAUAAACAAGUCAUUUUUAAUUCUUAAUAAAGCGAAAUCCUUUUGAAAUAAUAAUACCUUUACUGACCAAGCGUGAGGUCCAGAUGUCAGGAUAUUAGCCUUUUUUUCCGGUCAAUAUCUAGCCAUCUUACCUUCACGCUUGGUCAAUAACACGUAAAUAUUGCUUAAAAUUGUUUCUUCUUAAACCAGUCGUUCUUUUGCAAUCUACACCUAGAUGUACUUUUUCCCAGAUAGCGGCCACUCCGACUGGAAUGUUCGCAUCUUAGAUCUGAACCAGUUAGAACGAGACCACGAUGUUAAUAAGCUUAUUUGUUGGUUUUUCCAGGUUCGCGCCCUCCUACCUCGUCCCACCCCCGCUCGGCCAAGAGACCUCCAUCAGGAAGCCGCAAAGCAGCGGCUUCUCCCAUGCAAGGGAAGGGGGGUAAGAAGAGCGGAAAGGAGUCCAGUAACUCCUCACGGCCUGGAUCAUCGGUGAGUGACCUGGCGCCCAAAUUCGUGCAGAUAUUUCAGCUGAUAUGUGACGUUCUAUAGAAUCUUUUUAAUGUUGAAUUCUCGAACAUACCGUGAGUACUGGCAGUUCUUGUUGUUGCAUCGAAUAAGAUAAACAAAAAGCAAAACCAGAUUCUUACAACAACAUCUCUACACAACUUCUAACAACAAUUCUGUGACGACGACGAACGCCUCGGAGUCAGGGACAGAUGAUGCUGUCGUAAGUUUAUUUCCAGCGGCUGUGAACGUGAACUUAAUUUGAACACUUUUCUUUUCCUUUCAGCAGAAAGGCUCUCGUCCUCUCCUUUGCGACGACUCCGAAGACAAAGAAGACGAAGACACCGAAGAUACGGAGCCUGAAAUCAAGGUUCGUGGUUUAAGUACAUUUAUCAAAGGUCGCCAGUUACCUCCAUCUUCAAGAUACAAACUAUCCUUACCACGCGAUGACUUGCGUUUGUCUUGUAAUCUGUGUUGUCCACAGAACAUUAAACCACUCCAACGAUGGCUUUAUCAAAGAUAAAAUAUCACUUUAGGUCACUAAACAAAUUCGACUCCCAUUUUUUGGUCUGAAGCUAUGGUGCCAAUUCACUUUUUCUCCCCAUAUGCGUAUCACAAACAGUUAGCUGCGUUGCCGCAAAGCAAAAGCACAUAGGGCUUAUUCCUUUUACUUUUGUUUCAGAUACACAAGUAUAUAAUUCAAGCCCAGGUCUUACGCGACAGUUGGCCUUUGUCCAAGAGUGCUUGGGAUUUUGUUGCCUUGAUCAAGAGCCUUGACAGACUAGACGUAGAAGGUAUUUCUGCGUUUUUGGGUUUUAAACCGUUUUGCCUUCGGGUAUAGUUAUUUCGUCGUACUUGAUAUCUAGUUCAGGCAACCCAAGCAAUGAGGAGUAGUAAAGCUUUUUUUCAAUGCAUUUUAUUACUAUAUUUAGUACCUGCGGAAAGCGCCCCUCGCGGAGAUAAACUGUCUGCAAGUGUGUCCAAAGGCAAGAAAAACAAGGAAGGAAAAGAAAGUCGGUCAAGUAAGGGACAAGCUGGAUCAAGACCAUCAUCACAGGUAAAUUGGAAAGGUGUAUUAGGAAAAGCUCACAUUUUACGAUUUAGAGACACCCAUCCCUGAAUAAAGAACGUUUGUGAAGAUAAAUAGAUGUGGUCAAUAGAUCGUAACUUUGAGCGUUUGUUUGUUUGUUUAUUAAUUUCUCAGAGUAAUUCAUUAACUUCUAUUUUUUUUUUACAGCAACAAUUCGAUUCUAGCAAACCAAACUGGACACUCAGAAUCGUUUCUGAUGCGAGUGCUGUAAGUUUUACGUGGUUUUGUCUCCGUUUGUUUAUUUGCAUCAGUGUUUAUAAUCAAAAGUAUGGUGCACUGAUUAAGGUUAUUGUUAUAUUAUAAACUGGAAUUGAUGUGUUUGCUGCUUUGUUGUGUACAGGAAGAGAUUGAGGUCAAGAAGGACACAGAAAGGCAAGAUGAAAUAAAGGCCAUGAAGCUAGCUUGGGAAGCCGCUGAACCGGGCAGAGCGGCGAAGGUAGUGCACGCAUCACUCAAGAAAAAGUUCGAAAUAUCAGUUACAACACUCAGAAUGUUUUCAAGGUCUAUGAUGAUUUUUUAAGAAUAUUUUCUGUUACUUCCUAAGGCCCAACAAAGCCGUCAAAAGUUUUUGAACGAACACAUGGUUAAGGUGGAAAAAGACGCAAUCGAGGAAGAAAAUGGCGACGAGGAACAACAAGAAGAGAAAGAUGUUACUGCUUCUAGUGAAAUACGUGAGUUCACUGUGUAUAUUUGAGCAAUAGACCGCGCUAUCUUUCGGUUUACUGGCGCUAUACUCAACGCAGGAUCGGUUGGGAAAAGACGAGAAACGUUUGUAAAUCAGGCGAGUGAUUUACAAAGUUUCCUCUUGCUCUACCAACGUUCCAACGUGGGUUAUUACACUGGGAAACCAAUAGAAUGUGCUGUCUAUUGCUUUUAUGAAAUGAACUUCUAUGAGUUUACUGGUGCAAUAAAUUAUAGACUUUUGACCAAUCAGGGAGUUCGUAGUAUGUCAGUUAUUUUCUAACGAGACUUUUAACCAAUCAGGGCGCUAGUUGUGUGUCAGUUAUUUUACAACGAGAUUUAAUGGCUCAAAGAGUACUACCACCCAUGACAGCUCCUCAGUUUCCCGUUUCUCGUCUCAUUUCAGUGACAGUGACGUCACCAGUGCAGUCUGAGUCUGAUCAAGGAGAAUUGACCUUAGUACCACCCCCUAAGGAGCCGGAUCAUAUUCUCCAACCGCUUUCUGAACCUAAGACCAUCAGGUAAGAUCUGUAGUGUUUUGUUUCCUCGAGUUUAUUCUAUUAUUAUGAAAUAGUGGAUGUUACUUUGUUUUGUUUCAUUUUUCUCCACUCUACAUCGGGCCAGAAGAAAACACCACAAGUCAUAUUGUAGCUUAACCCGCUCGUUUUCUUUUCCAGGUCACGAGGCGGGGUUCCCGUGUUGUUAGACGAGGAAGAAAUAGAAAGAAGGCUGCUGGAAAGAAAAGAAACACUGCAAGCUUUUAAAACUCAGCGUAAAGAAGUUGAAAACAGGAGAGAACAGGAUAGACUGGACAGGAACACUACUAAAGAGAGACAGUUACAGGAAGCUGAAGAACUACAGGUACAAUCUGAAUUCUUUUAAAAUUAUUUUUUCAUUUUACGUGCUUUAUACUUGUUCGCUGCCUCAACCAUUUCCUUUUUCCAUUCAGCCUCUUUAUUCUCUUUCUUUGUGUCAGGUAACCUGUAAUUCUUCCCAUCUUUUCCUUUUACCCAGUGUCCUUCCUUAUUCAUCAUUUAUUCCCCUUCCCACUAACUCCCUCUCUCCUGCCUCUAUAUCUGUCCUCUCUUCCUUUCCCAUCUUAUUCCUUUCUAUCUGUUUUUCAUCUCUCUCGCUCCUUUCGUUCGCUCCUUCGCCCCAGCCUCCCUCCAUCUCACCUCCGUCUCUUUCUCCGGCCCUACCGUUUUUAUUUAUUUUGUUUUCAUUGUCUCCCUUUCUCCCCUUCCCGUCAAUCCCUCAUCCGUUUGCUCCUUUAUUUCACUAGGCCGCUACUGACAAAUGGCGGGGCGAGGUGAACCAGAGACGGGAAGCGUACAGACAGAAAUUCCUAGAGGCAGAGAAACAAAAAGAGGAAGCACAGGCGGCUGAAGCUGCGAAAGAAAGAGAACGAUCUCCGUCACCGAGCAAGAGUCGAAAGAGUGCUUCUACUGCUAAAGGUGGAAGGAAAACUCCCGCCAAAGGAAAGAAAAAAUAAGCAUUGCUGCUUGGUAGGGAAAUUAAAUAUCUCUACGUCACAAUAUUUAUUUCCUGUUCCAAGACCGUUGAAAACGUUUUCAUCAAACCGCUCGUCUUAGCGCCUUUUGAAACGUGCUGUGUUGAAUUCCCAAAUUAUUACUUGUCCUAUUUCUUUUCUCCCAUUCGUGCGUUUCCAUUUUGAAAUGUUAUAUUUAUUGGAAUUGUAGAGUACAGUGUGAAAAAUAUUUUUGUACAUAAGCAAGUUUUGUGUACAGGUGCUUUCUCGUGUAAAUAAUAAAAAUAUUAAGAACUAGUAACGAAAUAAAAUAG